This is a messenger RNA of Corapipo altera (White-ruffed manakin), 11822 nucleotides long. Its product is annotated as hydrocephalus-inducing protein-like. Gene Ontology annotation, biological process: axonemal central apparatus assembly; cilium movement. The record is from RefSeq and is a predicted model, not a curated record. The transcript is spliced from 67 exons. NCBI's taxonomy places the organism in Eukaryota, Metazoa, Chordata, Aves, Passeriformes, Pipridae. Gene Ontology annotation, cellular component: axoneme. Bases 85 to 11688 code for a protein of 3867 amino acids.
GGGAGAACACAGCUGACGCAGAGUCUAGAGGUGAGCUGAGACACGGUCACUGGUAGGACUUAUCCACCCACAACAUCCUUCAGAAUGGAUUCUGGAUUCCAGAGGAGAGAGGUGCUGGCUCAUCCUCUAAGGUCGAGAGAGGCUGAGAAGCCUGAGCGUCUGACCAUCUUUGACUUCAGGGAGGUGGGUCUCAGGCUCAGGAAGAAGCUGGACAGCCCUCAGGAGACAAAGCUGCCCAAGACUGUCCGGCCCCUAGGCACGAAUGAGAACUCCAGUUACAAGUUCUCGUCACCUGACUGGAACAAGACCUUGCUUGAGCCUGUCCCAUCCGAGCUGGUGUUUCAGAACUAUGUCCUUGGCAAGGUCUGUGAAAUGCCUCUGCUUCUGAGGAAUAGAGACAAAGUUACUCAGCUGGUGAAGGUCACCAUGGACAGCUCACCUUAUUUCAAGUUGGUCGGCCCCAAUGGUGUGUGCCAUCAGAUCCCAUCGGGCUCAUUUUGUACUAUAAACAUCCUUUUCAUCCCUGAGGGGAGCAAGGAUCAUUUCCACCGGCUUGUCUGCAUCAGCGAAAGGGAAAAGGUCUCUGUGCCAAUUCGAGCCAUUGGUGCCCGCCCAGUCUUGGACUUCCCUGACCAGCUGGACUUCUCGUCGUGUCCAGUCAACCACAGCACCCAGAAGACUCUGCUGGUUCGCAACACCGGGAACCUGGAAGCCUGUUACAGCCUCAGCACUGAGAGCCCUUUCACUGUCGGUCCAGCCAUGGGAACCCUCGACGUUGGUGAAGCCAUGCAAGUGACAGUGGAAUAUCACCCAAUGGAGACCGGGCACCAUUCCACAUCCCUGGCAGUGCACUGUGACAGAGGUGAAGAUACCCACACCAGACUUCUUGGAAAAGCUAAGGACUUCAACAUCGGGCUGGACAAGUACUCUUUGGAACUUGACAAGACUUAUCUCACGCUGUCAAGCCACAGAACCACGGUCAUCCACAACAGAAGUAACAUCACAGCCCGAUUCCAGUGGAAGGCUUUUGCUACUGAGGUAGAGGAGUAUCCACAGAAGAUCAGGCUGUGUCACAAUCUGUCUUGGCCGCCCCAGGAGCUGGCGAAGGCUCUUGUGAUGAAGCGCUAUGAGGAGCUGGACCUUUACGACCGCGAGUUGGAGAAGGAGACAGCAAAGAUUCAAGCAGACCCCAUGCUGUUCUCAGAUGACGUUUUCACCAUUGAGCCCUUGGAGGGAGAGGUUGGGCCACAUUGUUCAGCUGAAAUCAAGGUGUUCUUUAAACCCCGAGAAGCCCAAGUCUAUAGAAAAGUGGCCUACUGUUCCAUCUCAGGUUUUGCCAGGCUAACAAUGGGGGAAAGAAUUCCAAAGCAGAUGGAUAAGUCCAUGGCAAUGUUGGUUAACAAAGGAGCUAUCAAGGCUCCCUUCGAGCUCAUCCCUCCAACCCCAGCCCGUGGCUCCUGCUUCACCUUUCUGCCCCAGCAGGGCAUCAUUCCACCCAAUGGGCUCCAGCCCAUCCAGAUCUCCUUCAGUUCCAGUACCCUGGGGGAGUUCGAGGAAGAAUUCCAUUUCAAUGUGCUGGAAUCCCCUAAGCCUGUGACCUUGACUAUCAGGGGCCACGUCACCGGACUGAGCCUGCAUUUCAGCACAGGUGGCCUUGACUUCAAUGACGUCUCCUUUGGCUUUCCUCAGACCUUGUCAUGCCGCCUGAUCAACACCUCCGUGGUGCCCAUCACCUUCCACCUUCGUGUUCCUGAGGAUGGCCAGGGACAGCCCAGCCUUACGAGCUUUGAUCAAGCGAAAGACAAUGCUCAUCCAUCCUGGGAAAAAGGCACACUGGCUCAAUGUCACGAGAAGCCAGCAGAAUUCACCAUAACACCGAGCACAGGGACCAUCCCUUCCCAGGGAUCCCAAGAGAUCAGGGUCACACUGUGUUCCAAUGACGUGGGACGAUACGACUGUGAUAUGGUGGUGGAUGUGGAUGGUUUUGGCAAGGAGGUGUUGGCUCUGCGCCUCAAAGCCAGAUGUGUCGUUCCUGAGCUGCGUUUGCUCUCCUCCACCCUCGACUGUGGACCGUGCUCUGCAAAGGUCCCUUGCCAGAAGACGCUGACCCUUGUGAACCCGAGCCCCCUUCCAGGAUGCUACAGAGUUCUCCCUCAGAGACAUCAAGAGGCUGCUGCUCUGUGGUACUCCAGCCCCAAGCCGUGUGGGAUUAUCCAGGGUCACGACGUGGUGGAGAUCCCCAUCACAGUUGAAGCCCAGGCAGUGGGUGCUCAUUCCAUCCAGGUGGAUAUCGCCAUGUUCGGGAAGGAGCGAUCCCCACUGCAAAUGCAUUUAAUGUGCACCGGAAAGACGCCGCUUGUCUACGCAAGUGUGAAUAAUAUAAACUUCGGCAAGAUCCAAGUGAUACAGGACACUUCCCAAACUCUCCAGCUGUGCAAUCUGGGUCUCAUCCCUGCAGCCUUCAGAGCAGAGAUCGGUGGCAAAUGCUGGAGUAUUGAACCCAGGGAAGGAGUGGUCCCUGCCAAGGCUGAGGUUUCUGUGGUUGUCACGGCAAACCUGGAUGACACAGGGAGAUUUGAGGAAAGCAUGAAGCUGUUUGUUGAGAACAGCCUUACCAGCAUCAUCCCCAUCCAGGCUGUGGGCAUUGGCACCACAAUUACCAUUGACAAACCGUUUGCUCCAGAGCUGAAUUUGGAACCCCAGUUCAACCUCGUUCCCUGCAUUUUCCGGUUCAACGUGACAAACAAGGGGCAGCAGUUCCAGCGGCUGUACUGGGGCACAGAAGGUUUCAGCACCUUUCGACAGCGUCAUCCUCUCCCUGCCUUCAGUGUCACCAAGGGCAGAAAUGCUUCCCAGAGACCCACUCCCCCCGUAUUUAAGCUGCAGCCACGGGGGAUGUAUCUGCAACCAGGCGAGACUAUGGAGCUGGUGCUGGAAGGCUUCUCCAGCACUGUCCAGGAGGUGGAGGAGAAGCUGGUAUGUGAGGCAGCCGUGGGGCCAGAGAUAACAAAGAAAGAGAUAAUCAAGACAAAGGUCACCUGCAAGUUCAUUUCUCCCAUGGUACAAAUAUCAUCCAGAGCAAUCACUUUCUGUGUGGAGAAGCACCCUGAUGAUGUCCUGACUCUUCAGUACAAGCCUCUGUCUUUAAAAAACAUCUGCUGCCUGCCAUUCCACCUUUUGCUGGACUUGGAGCAGCCGUUCCUAAUCUGUGAUGCAGACCAGCAGCCCCUCCCUGCAGAGGCCCAGCCUGUGAAGAUGGAGGCAGGGCAGGAACUUCAUCUCUCCAUCAGCUUUAACCCAGCUUAUGAAAAGGAUCUGAUCAGCUGGGUAGCAGAGAAGACUAUGAAGAUCCAGCUUGUGGAACAUCCUCAUGAGGAAGAGAUCGCCGUUCGGGGAGAGGUCUACUUCCCGAAUCUCCGUAUCCCGACCAAAGCACUGGACUUUGGUUGCAUUGUGACUGGCACAGAACAAGUGCGUUACCUGGAGAUGACCAACUGCAGCCCAAUUCCUGCCCACUACCACUGGUCAUUCCAGAUGGACAGCAAGGAGUACCCAACAGGGUUCAUGCCUUCCCCACCUACAUUCAAACCCCAACCACAAAUGGUCACGUUUGGCUGUGUUGAGUUUGGGCGUUAUUCAAGGAGGUACUUCAGGCCUGGAAGUGUGCAGGAGCCAGCCAAAGCCCCAGAAGCAGCGCAGGACUCUUCCCAUCAAUCAUCACCUUCAGCAAACUGCCUGGAAACAGAACAGGAUUCUUCCCAACAGACAUCACAUUUAGAGAACUGCGUGGAAACAGAACAGGAUUCUUUCGAAGAGUCAUCAGAUUCAGAGGACUCCCUGGAAACAGAGCAGGAUUCUUCCAAAGAGUCAUCAGAUUCAGAGGACUCCCUGGAAACAGAGGACAAUUCUCCUGAACAGUCACCAGAUCCAGAGAACUCCCUGGAAACAAAGCAGGACUCUUCCCAAAAGUCAUCAGAUUCAGAGGACUCCCUGGAAACAGAGCAGGAUUCUUCUGAAGAGUCAUCACAUUCAGAGGACUCCUCAGAAGCAAAGGUGCCACCAUACACUGCUGCAGAGCCUCGGAGCUCAGUGGAGACUAAGAGGUCUGAGCAGUCAGAGGAGGCAAAGGCCCCUGGCUUCAGAGCGGAGGAGGUUUUCGAUGUCCAGCCGGUGUCCGGUGUGCUGCAGCCGGGUAAGAGCCAGCAGGUGCCCGUCACCUUCUUUGGCCACACCAACAUCAUCGCCCAUGUCACGGCGCUGUGCCGGGUGGAGGGAGGCCCGACUUACGAGGUGGAGCUGAGGGGGGAGACUUCGGUCCUCACCUACCACCUGAGUGUCAAGGAGAUCGACUGUGGGCUGCAGCUCUUUAAUGAAGUCACCAAAGCAGAGGUCACCCUGCGGAACAACGGGAAGAUGGGAUUCACCUACAUGGUACAGAGCCCAAGCACUGGCACUACAGACAAGCCUCUGCCUGGUGUGCUCGUGGUCCUGCCCAGCACAGCUUCCAUUGAACCUGGCAAGGAGCAGGUGCUGAAGCUCUAUUACCUGCCAGGAAUGCCAGGAGUCUUCUGCAGGACAUUCCAGGUUCAAGUGGGUCACCUGAAACCGGCAGAAAUCUCCCUGAAAGGAGAGGCGGUCUUUGCCGGGAUCUGUCUGGACCUGCCCUGGAGCAUCAAAGGAAGUGAAAAAUACGAGAGACUAUUGAAACAGGCAAAAGAAAAGCUGAAAAAAGGCAAGCAGGGCAAGAAAGCAAGUGUUUGGAGGAAGGCUCGAAUCAGGAAGCGACACGCGAAGGGCCCUGGCAUUGUGGCAAACACUUGGCUGAGGAUGGAGAUGGAGCAGAUGCUGAUAAAGGAGGAUGCUCUGGAGCUGCAGCCAGUCCUCAUCUCCCGCCCCCCAGAGGACACUGUCUUUGACAAGCGUAUUCCUCAGAAGCUUGUCCAAGUUGAGCUGCCCGAGUACAUCCUGGACAUGGGCACUGUCGUUCAGGGUUACAGUAAAAGCUGCACUGUGAAGAUCACCAACACCUGGAGGUUCCCAGUGGCUGUCCAGGCCAAUGAACGUGCCCUGCGUGACACAGGUUUCAGCAUAUACCUGGAGCCCGUGGAGUUCCUGAUCUACGGCGCCACCAAACCGUUUCAAGUGAGCUUUGCAAGUGCCAACCUGCCCGUGGGAAAGGUGGAUGUGCUCCUGCCCAUCAAGGUAAAGAAAGGCCCCACACUGCACAUCCGCCUCUGUGCCACUGUCAUUCAGCUGCUGCUCAGCCUCUCCAGGAACAGAAUCCAGUUCCCCGAUGUCCAGGUUGGGCAGUGCUGGAGUGAAACAAUCCGGCUUUACAACCAGUUCAGCGUGCCCUGUGAAUGGUUCCUCACUGUCAACAAACCUGCCAAGAAGGUGGACAAACAUUUGACACCGGCCGUGCGUCAGAAGGAGCUCCAGGCUGUGAAGGAUGAUUCCCAUGUCUUUCAGUGGAAGACCCAGGAGGGAACCCUUUAUGGUAGAGAGUGGUGUGACCUGGAGAUCCAGUUUUCACCCCUGGAAGAGAAGUUCUACAAAACCGAGCUGAAGAUCAACGUUCGUGGGAACAGCCAGCUCCUUGUGCUGCACAUCUCAGGACAGGGUCUGGAGCCACGGUUGGAGUUCAGCCCCACAGAGAUCAAGCUGGGAGCAGUGCUGCCAUGCAGCCCUGAGCUGGAGAGGACAGUGGUGGUGAAGAACCCCUGCAAGUUCCCCAUUGAAUUUUACUCACUGGAGUUUGAUGAGGAGUACCGUGAGGAGGAGAAGAUCCUGCGGACACUGGAGGAGUUUGAAGACCGGACGGCCGUGGUGAUGCCUCCACGUGCUGUGGGUGAGAAGCUGCCCCCAGAGGUGCUGGAAUAUUAUGAAAAAUGGAAGAAGAUGGAGGCUUCAGGUCAAGAGAUUAUGUCCAAGCUCAAGGAAGAAUCAGGCCAGGACAAUGCAGUGCUUCAAGAGAGCAUCAGGUUGUUGAAGAACAUGGUGGACGACUGUGACAGGCCCAUCUAUCAGGCCAUCAGGCGCUACCUCAACACUGAUCUCGUUGUAGAAGAGCUCAAAGCCCAAAUGCCCAGAGGGAUUGCCAUCAUCGUCUAUGGGACACCCCAGACAGGAAAGACAAGGGUAGCGGCCGCCCUGUCCAAGUAUUACGGUGCCGCCUGCUUGUCCCUGGACGAGGUGGUGACAAAAGCCAUGUCGGACGAGCGCAGCUCGGCGGGGCGCCGGGCCCGGGAGCUGUGCGUCGAGGCUGCCCGUCAGCGAAGAGCCAUGAGGGAACAGAUGCUGGGUAAAAAGGGUGCUCAGGCCAAGAAAACUGAGCCCAGCCCUGGGGACAAAGCCAACCAGAAGACCCUCAGUGCCGGACCCCAGAGCGCUUCAGCAACCACGGAUAAGGCAUCUGACAAACCCCUGGCAAGAUUUUCAGUGACCUCCAAGAUGGCAGCCGUUUCCUGCGCCACUGCUCCUGCGCCACAGCGACUGACCAUCCUCACCAGGAGGGGGAGAAAGGAGAAAAAGAGGAAGUGUUGCAGCCGUGUGCUGCCCGAGGAAUUGCUGGUGGAAAUCAUCUCUGAACGGCUGCAGCUGAGUGACUGCUACAAGGGAGUAGUGUUUGAUGGCCUGGAGACCCUCUUUGCGAGCAGCCUGGCAUCUUCUCUCCUGUGUGUGCUCAAAGCUGUCAGCAAUCGCCCUCAUAUCCACGCUGUGAACAUCUUCCAGGAUUCUGAGUUUUGGAAAGGCAGGCGGAUAGCUGCAAGAGAGAGGAGGGCAGCUAAAAAACAUCAAAAAGCACGGGAGAAGGAAGAAGCUGCCCAAAGAGAGGAAGAACGUCUCUGGGAUGUGGAUGUGGAUGUGGAUGAGUACGAAGCCCUCCCUGAGAAGCAGAAAGCUCUGCUUGAUUACAAAAUAGAACAAAUCAAGCGUGAGCGGAAGGAGAGAAGGGAGCUGGAGUGGCUGGCUCGAGAGCAUGAGGAAAGCAAAAAGAUGUUGUCACGAGACUCAAAGAAGCAAGAUAAGCUGCAGAAGAAGAAGAAUGGCUGCUUGGUGAACUUUAAGCUACCCGCAAAAGAGCAGCAGCAGGAAACCAAAAGCCCAGAGGUCCGGAUAAAGAGCAAAACAACAGUAGCAAAACAACAGCAGCAAGAAACCAAAAUCCCAGAGGUCCCGAGUAAGCAUGAGAGGAUCUUGGACCUGAGGUUUAACAUCUAUGAGUCUUCGCAGAACAGGAUCAGACAUAUUCUGUCAUCCUGGGACAGGGUUCAGUGUAUCAUAAACCAAGUGCCAGACAAGUCCCAGUCUUCCCCUAAACACAAAGACGAGAAGUCGAGCAGUAGGUCUCCAGAGAAGCCAGAGAAGAAGCCUUUAGAAAAACAUGGCAGCCACAAGAGUCUUCAGCGGGAUGGGGAAGUUGCAGAAGGCUCAGUUGGAAGCCAGGAUGCCGGAGUGCCGUGCUUGGACUUCCACAUCACGCAUCGUGAAAAGGUGUUUAGGAGGAUCCUGAAGAGCAAGAAGCUGCCACCAGCAAAGCAGAUCCUACACUCUCUGGGACUGGGACCUCCCAUUCCCCCUGGCUGUCUUUUCUCCGUGGUCCCCUACCCAGAGGAGGACAGAGUCCCCACAGCAGCACAAGACCUCAGACACUUCAUCCUUGUUGAACCUGAAGGUGCUGCUGCAGAAGAUGAUGUGGCCCCAGAGGCAGAGGCACAGGACCACUUGAAGGAGGGGAAAGCCACGAGCAGACACAAGUCUAACAAGGAAAAGCAAAACACCCCCCAGAGCCCAAAAAGUCUCCAUGAUCACUCCCCAGAAACACCCAGAAGUUUACCUGAGUCAAAGAAAAGCCAACUGCAGAGUGACUCAACCCUCGAGAGACCUGCCAGGUUGAGAAGGUUCCGGUGGAUUGUUCCUGCCCACGCUGAGGUGGAACUGAAGAUCCGCUUCAGCACCAUAGUACCAGGGCAGUUUGACCAGAUGAUGAACUUUGAGAUCCUGGGGUCAAAGUGCCUGUACCAGUUGCCCUGCAGUGCCACUGCCCUGUACCCCAGCAUCAGCCAGAACCCACGGCUGGUGUUUCCUCACUGGAGGAAGAGCAAGGAGAAGGAGGACAUCAUCUUCAAGGAGUAUGUCAUGAGCACAAAGCAGUUCCACUUUGGACCACUGCUUUGUGGGAAGUCAAGAGAGUGGUACAAGGCACAGAACUGCCCCGGCAACAGCGAAAAGUUAACCAUCCUCAACGACUCCCCCAUGGAGGCAGAGGUGCAUUUCUCCUUUGAGAACGACAGCAAAGGAGAGACGUUCCUUUUGGACCCUCCCGGCAUGAGGCUGCAGCCCAAAGAGAAGAAGAAGCUGAGUGUUUGGGCGUACCCAACUUCCGCUGGCCUCCUGGAAGACAGUCUCGUCUGCUGCAUCAGGGACAACCCGGAGCCAGUGGUCUUCCGACUCUGCUGCCAAGGGGUGCACGUGAAGCUGGGGGUCAGCCCCCAGGAGCUGCGUUUCAACAAGCUGCUUCUGCACAGGCCUGACACCCAGACCCUGGUCCUGAGAAACGACAGCCCACUGCCCAUGGCAUGGCAUCUCAGUGGGCUGGACGACCUUGGAGAUGACUUCUCUGUGUCACAAGGCAGCGGCAUCGUUGGGCCCCGCACAGACUUUGAAGUGAAGCUGGAUUUCAAGGCCGAGAAGAUUGGUAUCACGAAUAAGAUGAUCCGACUGGAGGUUUCAGAUACAGAAAACAUCCUGGGCAUUGUUCACGCUGAAACCAUCAAAGUCUCUGUGGAGGUCUACGAUGUUAAUCUGAGCAUCGACAUGCCUGAAGGUCCAGAUGGCAGCUUGGAAUUUGGAACCAUUAAUGUCCUGGAUAAUAAGAAGCAAGUCCUGAGUAUGAAGAACAAAGGCGUAUAUGACAUUGAGUACAGUUUCAAGCUGACCACUGGAAGUUCCAAGAGGGGUGACUUGGAAUCUCCCUUCACUGUGCAGCCACAGAGGGCUGUGCUGAAAGCCUCACGGCCACCUGUGAAAGUUGAGGUCCUCUUCCACCCCAUGACUGAAGUGUUUCUCAAGAGCAAACCCAUCCUACUCUGCCAGGUCAUUGAUCUCAAAUCGGGUCAAGGAGGCGAGACCGUUGCCACCAUCCCAGUGAGGGUGUCGGCGAGAGCUGUGUACAGCAAGUACAGCAUCGAGCCUGCCUCGCCCAUCAACUUUGGUGCCAUGAUUAAGGGCACCAAGAAGAGCCAGGUCUUAAUUGUGGAGAACAAAGGCGCCCUCAACUUCAAAUUCCUCAUCCACCAAGCACCUCCACUGCAAAGUUCACAGCAAGAGGAAUCUGCCCCCUCGGUCAGGGAAAGAAAACGCUCAAUGCAGGUUCAGCUCACUGUAGGCGUGUUCACGGUGUCCCCUUGCUCCGGCUCUGUCGGUCCUUGGGGCCAGCAGAAGAUCACAGUGGAUUGCAACGCAGGAGCAGAGGGGAAAUGUGAGGAGCAGCUGUACAUUGACAUCAGCAACAGAGACCCCAAGGACAAUCCCCUCGGCAUUCCCUUUACCCUGACUGCCGAGUCCUGCUUCCCAGCACUUGUUGAAGAUGUCACGUCCAUCUUUGAGCAGUACCCGAUCCACAACAACGUCAAUCUCCGCCAGACGUUACAGUCGGUGCAAGGCAAUGGUGUGUUCAUCAGAGAUGAUAACAAAUUCAUCUUCACCAAAGUUCAGGUUGGGCAACGGGUCACAGCUCGCUUCAAGAUCUCUAAUGGCAACAGUGUCCCAUGUGACGUGGUCCUCUCCAUCAAAGCCAUGCCUGGAGAGCCUCACAGCCUCAUCAGCAACAUCUUCAAGCUGGAUCCUGUCGAGAUGAGCAUUCCUGGCUUAUCCCAUGCCUUUGCUACAGUGACCUUCACUCCAGAACAAAAGGAGGACUACCACUGCACUUUCACAGCUUCCCUUGUUAGCCCAAAAAGCAGCUCUAUGAAGAUGAAACCCCAACAGCUGACCUUCACUGUCAGUGGAGAGGGGCACGUGCCUGAGGUGACAGUCGAGCGCCCGGGCCUUCGGAGCAAGAGGGGAAACCCUGUGCUGUGCUUCAGGAGGCUCCUGCUGGGGGAUUCACAGACACUCCCCCUAGUCCUUCGUAACAAUGGCAUCAUACCCACCCAGUUUACAGUUCAUGUCAUGGAUGACAAGGGAGUUUUCUUUAUGAAAGGCAGGCAGUCCGCAUUCCACGCCUUCCACAUUGCAGACAUGGAAAAGGACUCCACUGGAAAAGCCAAGAAGCAUCCCAAGAAGCCUUACCUGCUCCUGGAACGUGGGCAAUCAGCAGAGUUUGACGUGUUUUUCAAACCCACCCUGGCCCAACGUCUGGAAGGGAAGAUCCAUGUGCCAGUGUCAGGCAACAGUGAGAUCAACAUAGAGCUGGUGGGUGAAGGCCACAAUGAUGACUUCACCCUUGAUAACCUCCCUGGACUAGCAGAAGACAGCAAGGAGAGCAAUGCUAAGGGCAAUCUGGAGGACGACAUCAUUGAGGCUGUCAGAGCGAAUCACAUAGAGUUUGGGGAGUGUGCAGUCAGGAGGCUCUGCAACAAGACUUUCACAGUCACCAACCGCAGCAAGGAGGAGGUGAUGCGGUUUGAGUGGCUGGCAGACACCCCAUUCCAGUUCUCCCCCAAGGUGGGACACCUCCAGCCUGGCUGUGCCAAGGAUAUCAGAGUGACCUUGAAAUCCAAUGUCCCAGUCACCUUCAGAAGGCACUCUGUGAAGUGUAAGGUGGCCAAGAUCAAAUACCAGCUGCCACCAGAGGAGGUUUAUGACUGGGACAACGAAAUGUGCACUGAGAAGUGGGAGGAUACCACUGAGAGAGUCCCAGGAGCCCACUGGCCUUUGAAGCAGAAGGUGGUCAAGGCAGUCCCGGAACCACCUCACACCGUCCUGGAGAAGAGCAGCCACGAGGUCGAGCUUGUCCUCAGUGCUCAGGUUGACUACGCCAAGUUCAAACUGGACACGGUUGAGGUUCAACUGAAGCAGACUGAGCUCUUCCAAACAGAGAUAAGCACUUUCCAGAUGUCCAAUACAGGGAAUGUAGCCCUGAAAUACUGCUGGGAGGGGAAUCUGGAGGAGGAAAUACCAUCAAAGAGUUCUGGGAAGCCAUUCUUGUCCACUCUGACGCGUUAUUUCUUGUCCUCUGCUGCUGUGGAUCGCUGGGACGGGCAUCGUACAAGGCAGGUGCACGAGGCAUCACCACUCAAGUCAACUCAGCCCCAGUCAGCUCAGCCCCAGUCAACUCAGCCCCAGUCAACUCAGCCCCAGUCAACUCAGCCCCAGCCAAGUCUGCGCCUUUCAAAGCAGCUGUGCUGCUCUUUGAAGGGCCUUAGUUCCUCCCUGGAAUUGUCUCCAGAUGAUGUCAAUGACCCACCACUGUUCUCCAUCGAGCCCCACUGCGGUACCAUCCCUGCUGGCCAGAAUCAGAUUUUCCAUGUGAAAUUCUGCCCGACGCAUGUGGGGAAAUUUAAGGCCGAAAUGCUGUGCAGACUUCCUAACCUGAAGCCAUCUCAGAAGAGCCCACGGGUGUUUGUGAUGGGGAAAGGCUGUUUGCCGAAGGCUGAUCUGAAAAGCUCUACGUCACCGCAAAAAGGUAAAACCCAGAGCAGCAAACCCAAGAAGAAGGUGCAGCAGUCACCAAAACUAGAGUGACACCAUUUGUGUCAUGGCUUCUCCUGCUCAUGGUUUCCCAGCCUUCACCAGAGACCUCCCCAGCUACUCUUCAAGCCCCGACACCCAUCUCUACCUCAUCUGUGUACUACCUAAUAAACUGUGUCUCAACCCAC